GGCCACGAGAGAGAAAACAGCAUUCAUAUCUACAGUGCUAUCUUAUCUAAUCUGGGUGUACUGAUGUAAUAUUAAUAUGUCUGAUAGGAUGAUUUUUUUUUUUGCUUACGGAAGAGAAUAAGUUUGAAUGAGAUCCACGGCCCCGUCCUAGAGUAACUAGUGAAAAGGAGCAGGAUGUUGGUUGAAGGUGAUAUAGUCGAAGACUUAUUCCAGCGUCUGGGUGAUAAGGGCAGGAUGAUACAACUGUGGUCAGAUCAUUGCAUCUCUACUGAUCAGCUAGCAGCAUUGGUCAAUGCCACACUGGCGGAUGGGUACAUUAGAUCCCACGAAUGUCGCCAAGUAAUCAUCAGCAGUAUCACCACAGAGCAGCCAGGAAUUCCUCUGUUCCACCUUGGCCCAUCAAUCUUACCAGACAGACUCUGCCACCAGCCAGGCUGCCUUAAGUAUGACCUGCCUCAACCCAGCUGUCUCAUCAAGUGGAGCCAGCCACCAGCCAGCUCACUGUGACUGAGAAUACUAGCCAUCAUGAAUACCCGUGUUGCAUGGGUAUUAUUGCUUACUUAUGGUGUCCUGCUUAUUAUUGGUGGCUUUGGAAUAUGGAAAUCAAUUGAAAGCACAUGGAAGAACAUGCAGAAUCCUCCAAAUCCACCAAAUACAACCACAGCAGUUCUGAAACAAUGGAACUUCAACCGUCUGAAUCAACCACCUCAAGAUGAUCAACAUUAUGUUAAAGCUAACAGCAGUUGUUAUGCAAAUUAUUAUGAGGAUCCAAGGCUAUAUUUAAUAAUGCCAUGUGGUGUUGCUGUUUUGAUUUCUGCAGUUUUGUUUCUGGGUGGAAUAUGCUCGAGGAAAAUCUUUGCAACAACAGUUGGUCUUCAUAGCUCUCUGGGACUGUGGAUUUUGAUCCUAUUGACUGCAAUAAUGUAUCAGACCAUUGACUGGAAACCAGAUGACAUUUUCUAUUCAACUUUUGGGUGGGUGAUUGGCAUUCAAGGUGGGAUGCUCCUUAUGGUUACCAUACAGAUUAUUCUUGCCAUGUGGGAGUUGUACAGGCAGAGGGCAGGCUGGCCAAAUGUAUACUUCACUCAUUUCUUCACUGCUGAAAUACCUGUACUUGCAUCAAGAGUGACACUUGGAAUAUUUGCCAUCAUCUUCAUGGAGUCUUCUCUAAUUAGGCGUGAAUUACGUGCCAGCAUUCCUUUCUCCAACUAUGAGAAUUUCCAACAUUUGUGCUAUCCAGAAUACUAUGUACUACCAUGCAUUGUUGUAUCUCUGUAUGGUGUAAUAGUCAGUAGUGAAGGCAUUCUUUCCCUGUUAUUUGGUAAAGUACACAACCAACUGAUGGCCUGUACUGCCUUAAUAUCAGCCAUUUGUUAUGCAGCACUUGCCAUUGUUACAUCUCCUGUAUUUGUGAGGGCUGUCAUUGGUCCUGUCAGAAUUACUCAAUUAGUGAUGAUCUUUUCCUGCGCAUCAAGCAUUCUGAGCUUCUUGCAUGCCAUUGCCUGCUUGGCUUUUCCCAGUGGUGUGAGAUCACCUCCACGCUUUAUCAAGACAUUUGCUGACCGUCUCUCAUCAAUUGAGUUCUCUGUAGAGGGAUUCAACAUUAGGGAAGCCUUAUCAUCAUCAUCAGCUGCAGUGUCAAGUGCUGCCGUAACCCUAAGAAACGAAUUUCAAGAAAGUAAUACAUUAUGUUGGAAUAUCAUCUCUUUAGUUGUGUCUCUUCUGGCAAUAAUACUUAUCAGCAGUGGAUUUGUUGGAAAUUAUUACUGGCCAAGCAUUUUGAUGUUGUGUGGGGAUGCUGUAGUCUUCUUUCGCUCCAUGCCAGCAGCAGUGACAGAACUGGCUUAUCAUCAGUUAGAUAAUGUUCCAGUUUUGUGGAAAGUUUUGCAAAUCAUCCCAGAAGACAUUAUCUUGUUAACUGGUUCCAUUGGAGCUUUCUGCUAUUUAUAUCCUGCAGUGCAUGUUGCAUCUGGCAUUAUAAACAUCUUGUUUGUAAUUUUCCAGACUGCUCGAAUGCUGAUGGACUACAGUGUACAGAAUGAAUUCUUGGCAGCACUUGCUCAAGUGACUGGAAGAGAUGAGAAUACUAACCUAAUGACAGAAGCCGAGCCUAGGAAUACAUACACGCACUGUGAUGAGGAACAAGGUAGUCUCUCUCAGGUUCAUAGUGAUAAAGAACAGACCUGCAUGCAUCAGGUUCUCAGUACUGAUGAAGGACAGAGUUGUCAAGCUCUUAGUAUUGAUGAAGAGCAGGGGCGUUCAUCUCAGGCUUUUGCUUGAGACACUACUGAAUGUGAAUUAUAUAUUCAUACUUUUAUGCUAAAUAUAAUGAUUAGCAGGCUGUGUUAUCAAAGAGUAAUUAAUAUGUUUUUUAGACCUAUUUGCUGUUCUUGGCAUGCUGAGAGUAAAAUUAAUAUUUGUGUGCUUUGUGGUGAUGUGAAGCUUCUUGGUUAGCUCAGAAAACCAAGUUAUUUAGGUGUUACUUUUAGAAAAACAUUAUACAGUACUAAGCAUUCAGUUCGAAUGUUAAUUCAGUCUGUUGUGUGCAAUAUCUUGAAUACUCCAUUGCUUAUUGUUUUAAACAUUUGCAAUAGUUAUGAGUGAAGAUAAGUAGAAGGUUCCUAUUAUCACUUUACACUCCCCAUACCCACAAAUUUAAAUGGGUUCUAAAGACACUUGAUUUUGUCUACAUUUUAACAAUUGUUUAUAGGGAGACAUCACUUUGUUAAGAAAGUUCA
Molecule: messenger RNA, 2738 nt
Organism: Procambarus clarkii (red swamp crayfish)
Lineage: Eukaryota; Metazoa; Arthropoda; Malacostraca; Decapoda; Cambaridae
Source: RefSeq, a predicted model, not a curated record